AGCGUUCGUCGAGCUCCGUUGAGUGAGAUCUAUUUGAUAUUGCACCGAUCAGUAGGUUAUAAUUGAAGCGUUCGAAUGCUAACGAAGUGCGUGAAGAAUCCGUUAAUAAAAGAUAAUACAGUUGUUUUGGAAAUAAUGCCGAAACUCCGAGUAUUCGACAGCGCAACAGAACUUCUAUACAUAUUAGAUGUGUCUGAAGAGGACUCGCAAAAAGCAAGUCAAGCCGUUAAUAAACCAAACUAGAAUAAGAGACUUCUUGACACUUGAAUUUGAUUUGUUCAAAUAGAUGCCACCUAUGCGAUGCAACUUUUGAAUAAUUACAAAGCAAAUGACGAUUCUCAGGUAGAAGCAUCAGCAGAUAAUGCAGAAGAAAUAGUGCCAGAACUUUCUGAUCCUCUUUCUGGUCAAGAAAAAGAGGGCUUUGCAGAUGGUUUUCGUUGGCCACAUGAGGCUAUACUUUUACUUCUCAAAUAUUAUAAAGAGCAGAAGCAUCACAUGGCAACUGGAAAAAUGACACAAAAGAAAUUCUGNUCGAUGGUUGCUUCAGAAUUGAGUAAGAAAGGUUACGUAGUUACAGGUUCUCAAUGUAAGAGUAAAAUAUCAGGGUUAAGAAAUACAUAUAAAAAUAUAAAGGCUCACAGAAAUGAGAGAUACAGACGCACAUGGCACUAUUAUGAGAUCUUAGAUAAAUUAUAUCAAAAUAAGGAAACAUCUUGGGCAGAUUUGGAGACAGCGGAUGAUGAUCAAUCUUUAUUAUUUUCUGAAACCGAGGAGACUAAAAAGAAAAUUAACAAACGAGAUAGUUCUUUAUUAGAAGGUGAAUCGGCUUCUAAACGUCUAAGAACUUCGGAAGAUAUAAUUGGUAUUAUGGAGGGACGUGCUAACGAGAGAAGGAAGAUGCACGAAGAAGCAAUGGCUCGUCAGGACUCAUUACUUGAUAUAUUGAAGAAGACGAUUUGUGUUACAGAAAAAAGUCUUCUUCAGCGCAGAUUGAUGCACGAAGAGGCGAUGGCUCGUCAGGAUAAAUUGUUAAAUAUGUUCGAGAAGUUUCUUCAUAAGAACAGCUAAAUAUGUAUAGACAAAAAGUAAAUUUAUUAAUUUUUGA
Messenger RNA from Pseudomyrmex gracilis, 1105 nucleotides. RefSeq lists its product as uncharacterized. The transcript is spliced from 6 exons. The record is from RefSeq and is a predicted model, not a curated record. Bases 301 to 1068 code for a protein of 255 amino acids. Lineage: Eukaryota; Metazoa; Arthropoda; Insecta; Hymenoptera; Formicidae.